This is a messenger RNA of Entrophospora candida, 6129 nucleotides long. Lineage: Eukaryota; Fungi; Glomeromycota; Glomeromycetes; Entrophosporales; Entrophosporaceae. The record is from the annotation of a GenBank genome assembly.
AUGCCAGAAACAGAAAAAAAUACAUUAGAAAAAGAAGCAGAAGUUAGUAAAGAAAAAAAACUUAAUAUUCAAGAAACAGCAAUAGUUCAAUCAUCUGCUGCUCCGGCGGCAGCAAGUGAAAAAACUAGUCAAGAAAGCGGAGAAGAAAAAGGUGAAGAGAUUACUAAUGUUCAGGCUAUGGGACUGACUAAAAGAGAAGACAAAAUUAUUUUUGAGAAUGUUCCCCGUGAUAAAGUGGAAGGUGAAAAAGGGAUUAAAAAGCGCCUAGAAGAUUUGGGGGCAAAGCGUCGCGAAUAUUUAGCUGCUAAUCGUUCACCACUUUUUCAAACUCUUCCGGAGCGAGAUUUUGCUCAGGAACAAAAGGCAUCCUAUCAAUAUUUUCUUGAUCAAAAAUUGCCAAAACUAUUUUCUUUUUAUUUUCCAUUUGAGUUCAGUGAUUACAACAAUGAUGUCUGGAUAAAUGCCAGUGAAAUAAAGUAUCAGGAAUCUAACAGCGAAGAAGAGGCAAGGGCUAAUUCUUCUACUUGGAAAUUAGGGGAAGAAGGAGAUAAAUUAAUUGCAAAAUUCCAUUGUGAACAGGAUCAGAGGGUAGAUUUUUGCACUUUGCCAAAAAUAACCCGACAAGGAAGUUUUGUUAUUAAUGGCCAUGAUAAGGUAGUUGUUUUUCAUAUUUAUCGUGGUGCUAAAAAUCCGCGGAGUAUCGAAUUGAAAUUUCUUAAUUCUAAGACAGUUAUCGGUUUGCUUGAUAUUUUCAGGACUUUUGAUGUUUCUCCAGAACUUUUAGAAAAAAUUUUUGAUAAUGAGGAAUUGAAUAUUGAAGAUUAUCAAGAGGCUAAACCACUAAAAUUAGGAAUUAGCCAUCCGUUAUUCCGCUUCUUAUUUAUUAAAAAAAACUCUUAUUUCGAUUUAGGAAAGUUAGGACGAAAAAAGUACAAUCAAAAGACUAAUAUUUUUCGGCAAAUAGAAGAUCAAACAUUAGCCAGUGAUUUGUAUGACAGCAACCAAAAAUUAAUUUUAAAAAAAAAUACCGUUUUGACUGGCAAAAAUCUUCAAAUAUUAAAAAAAUCCCUGGAAGAAAAAAAAAUACCUGCUAUCAUUCUUCCUCAUUCUACGAAUGAACUGUACCUUAUUAAAAUAAAGUCACCGCAAAAUCCAGUGAAAAUUUUGUAUGUUGUUGGUAUAGCGGAAGAUUUGCCAGAAGAAAAAACUUACUUUGAUUUGGCUGAUUUAAUUUGUGCUGUUUCCAGUUACGUCAAUUUGCAUUAUGGUUUGGGCAGGGUAGAAAAGGAAGAAGAAAAAGACAAUUUAGAAAAUCAGAUUGUUCGCAGAGUAGGGGAUUUAAUUUACAGUUUGUUUGAGAGUAAAUUAGGUGGGUUUUUACAAAAUCUCGGCAACGCUUAUGUUACUAAUUAUCUUUCUCAGUUAAAAAAAGUCGAUUUGGCAAGGAUCCCUGAUUUAGACCUUCGUUCGACAAAUAAUAUUUUUGAAAAUUUACAGAAGAUCUUUUUUAAUAGUUCUCCUUUGGUUCAACUGCAAAACCAAAAUAAUCCAUUGUCAGAAAUCUCUUAUUCUCGAAAGUUAAGUGUUUUAGGAUUGGGGGGGUUUGGAACUAACACUACUUUGAAUGCUCGUAACAUUAAUUCCUCUUAUUAUGGUCGCUACGAUUUGGUAGAAACUCCAGAAGGGCAAAAAAUUGGUUUGAUUCAUAAUUUGACUAUUGGAGCUGAGAUAAACAAUUAUGGACAAGUAGUUCAUUCAUGUUAUUUUGUUCAAAACGGCGUAGUUACUUCGCGCUUGGAUUAUUUGACAAAAGCAGAAGUAUUAGUUCGCCAUCAGGGAGAUUUUAAGCAAGUGCCGAAAGAAAAACACAAUGAUGCUACUAGAAUGUUGAUGUCUUCUAAUAUGCAGAGGCAAUCAGUAACUUUGUUAAAAAAUGAAGCGCCUUUGGUUGCGAGUGGUUUGGAAUCCACUUUGCUGAAUAAUUCUCUUUUAGUUAUUAAAGCCGAAGAAAAAGGAAAAGUGGAGUAUGUAGACAGCCACCAAAUAAUUAUUAAAGAAAGUAAUAAAAAAGAAAAAACUUAUAGGUUAAAUCAAUCAGUAGUUUCUAACAAGAACAUACUUAAUUAUUCUUGCCCGUUGGUGAAAAAGGGUGAAAAAGUAGAAAAGGGACAAAUGAUUGCUUGCGGAAAUUAUGCUGAUCAAGGGGAAUUAGCUUUAGAGGAUAUUCUUACUUCUCUUCUUGUUAAAAAACACAAGGUCAUUCGUUGUAAUACCAAAUAUGGUCCAGAACUUUUUACUCCUUCUCCUCAUUCCUCUACCCCUUUACCUCAUUUAGAUGAAAAUGGUCUAGUAAAGGUUGGUAGCAAAGUAAAAGGUGGUGAUGUUUUGGUGGGCAAGCAGACUCCUGAACCUUCUCUUGGUAAGGAAACAGAAGAGGAGAUGCUUUUGUUGAAUAUUUUGGGGAAGAAGACUCAAAGAUUUGUGAAUUCUUCCCUAAUUUUGCCGGCAGAGGACGAAGGAAUAGUUUAUGAGGUAAAAACCAAAAAGUUUACCGACGAUGGAGAUGAAUUAGAAUUAGUAGAGGUUUAUGUAUUUUGCGAAAGGAAAUUGGAGGUUGGUGACAAAUUAACUACUCGUUUUGGUAAUAAAGGGGUAGUAGCUAAAAUUGUUCCAGAAUCUGAUAUGCCUUUUGAUGAAGAAGGAAAGACUAUUGACAUAAUUUUCAAUCCAUUAGGUGUUCCUACUCGUCUGAACCUUGGUCAAUUAUUAGAGGCAAUAUUAGGUUGGGCUGCACGAAAACUUAAUACCCAAUUUCUCUUCCGAGCUUUUAAUACUCCUUCUACCGAGGUAAUUAAGGAAAUUGUUAAGGAAGCUGGGAUUAAAAAUUAUGGUUCUAGCAAAUUAUUCGACGGUCGAACUGGUUUGCCUUUUCACUUACCUGUUUAUAAUGGCUAUAUAUAUGUAGUUAAAGUAAACCAUAUGGUAGCUGAUAAAUUCCAUGCUCGGAACACCGGACCUCGCUCUUUAAUUUAUCAACAACCUCUCAAAGCAGCCUGGAAUUUAAUGGAGAUGAUGGGUCCUAAAUCAGACGAUAUUUAUAAGUGCAUCUUAAUGCAAAAAAAUUUGAUAUUUGGUGACCGUCAAACCGACCUUCAGAGCAACCAGAGCGAGUCAUUCAAUCUUUUGCUACAAUAUCUUCGUGGAAUUGGUUUUGAUCUUCAAGCCACUGAUUAUCAAGGAAGAGAAAUUGAUUUUUACGAUUGGCUUUCGCCUCAAAGAAUUAAACAAUUAUCCUUUGCUAAUGAAAAGUUUAAGAUUACUAAUAGCAAGACGAUAAAUGCAAGAACCUUUAAACCAGAAUUGGGUGGUCUUUUCGAUCCCCGUAUUUUUGGACCUUUUCUUAACUAUGAAUGUUAUUGCGGUAAAUAUAAAGUGACUAAUAUCAUUUUGUUUAAAAAUUUGGCUGCUAAUUUAAGCAAAAUUCUAGAGAUAUCUGCCAAGGAUUUGGAGGAUAUUAUUUAUCUACGCUCCUAUGUAGUUAUUGAUAACGGAUUAACUAAGUUGUUGAAAAAGAAAAAGAUUUUGGAAAAGAAAUUGGACUUGGACUUGAUUAAAGAAAUUUUGCAAGAGGUUAUUCAAGAUGGAAGUUCGACUGAAGAGGUUAUUGAACAAGCACAAGAGUUAAGUGAUAGUUUAGUUGAAAGAGAGAAUCCAAACGAUAAAUUGUUAAGGGGAGUUGACGUUGAGGAGGAAUUACAAAAAAUUAAAACUUCUAGCAAGGGAAUUUUGCAAAAGGUUGAAAUUGAAAAGAAAAGAUUCCUACAAGCUUUACAAAAAAAUGGUAUAAAGUUGGAGUGGAUGAUUAUUAGUGAUCUUCCUAUAAUUCCUUGUGGUCUCCGACCAGUAACUAAAUUAAAGGAAAAGAAUACAGUUGCUGCCUCUCAAACCGAUAGCCUGCUCAAAAAGAUAAUUUUAACUGAUGAAAGAUUAAGUAGUUAUCUUGAAUCAAAUAAAGAACUGGGAGUUUUUCCAGUUGAUAUUAUCCAUAAUGCAAAAAGAAAAUUGCAAGAAGCUGUUGAUAGAUAUAUCUAUGGCUCGAGUUAUGCAAAAGAUGAAAUAAAAAGUUUAUCCCAAAAUUUGAGUGGAAAGGAAGGGAUACUAAGACGUUAUUCUUUGGGGAAGAGAGUCGAUUAUUCUGCUCGUUCUGUAAUUGUUCCUAACCCUAGUUUACUUCUUGAUCAAAUAGGAUUGCCAGAAGCUGAGAAAAUGUUAUUGGAUAAGGAUCCAAUCAUUUUUCCUCUCCUUAACGAAAUCGUCCAGAAUCACCCGGUUUUGGCUAACCGAGCUCCUAGUCUCCAUAGGCUUAGCAUACAAGGAUUUUAUCCUAAAUUAACUAAUGGUAACUCCAUCGAACUCAAUCCAUUAAUAACUACUCCUUUGAAUGCCGAUUUUGAUGGAGACCAGAUAGCUAUUCAUUUGCCUUUAACUAAGAAGUGUUGCGAAGAGAUCAAGGAGCGUGUUCUGUCCUCUCAUCAUCUUAUUGACCCGAAGAAUGUUGGUCGAAAUUUCGCUGCCGCAAAAAAUGAAUUUAUUUUUACCACUUUGGGAAAAUUAAGAUUUAACCAAAUUUUACCUCCUAGUUUCCCUUUCUAUCUAAAUGAUUUAGGAUGGUGGCAUAAUGAAGAAAAGGAACAAGUGGUAAGAGUGACCCCUCAGGAAGAAAUGGUUCAUUUUCUUGACCAACUGAAAAAAGUUAGUUUUGAUUACGCUACUUGUUCUGGAAUUAGUAUUUCGCCUUUUGAAUUAGGGGAAAUAGGUUCUAAAAAAGAACUAAUUCAACAAUCAAAAAGAAAGGAAUGUAAAGACGAGUUGCAAAAACAGUUAAUUAGUGAUUUGGAAGGCAAAACUAAUACUUCUUUUUAUCAUAUUUGGGCUUCCGGAGCACGGGCUAGUAGUGAAAAUUUGACUCAGCUUUUUGCUAUGCUCUAUGGGGCGAUUAAAGGAAUGACUGAUAUUGCCUUAAAAACUGCUGCUGCUGGUGAUUUGACUCGGAGAUUAGUGGAGUCAACUCAGAAUCUUGUCAUUAUUUCUGAUGAUUGUCAGACUGAUUCAGGCAUAUUAUUGGAAGAAAAUAGCGAAUUGUCUCUUUUUGAGAGAAUGUAUGGGCGUUAUUUAGUUCGCGAUAUUUUAGAUAAGAAAGAGACUAUUUUAUUUCUGGAGGGGAUUUGUCAAAAAUGUUAUGGAUUAGAUUUAAGUAGACCAGGAAAAACAAUAGCAAUAGGAGAAGCCGUUGGGAUAAUUGCUGCCCAGUCUCUAGGUGAGCCGGGAACUCAGUUGACUAUGAGGACUUUUCAUGUAGGAGGAAUAGCUGGUGAAGGUGAAGACAUUACCCAGGGAUUGCCAAAAGUUAAGCAAAUAUUUGACAAUAUUAAGCCAAAAAAAGGAGAAAAGGCUGUUUUGGCCAAGACAACUGGGAAGAUAACAAGCAUCGAGGAGAAUUUAAUUAAGCAAAAAAAUUUGAAAGAAGGAGAAUUUAUUUAUCCAAAAGACAAGGGAAAAAUAGUCAAAGUUAACGAAGGAGAUGAAGUAAAAAAAGGUGAAAAAAUUACAACAGGAAAGGUCGAUUUAGGAGAGUAUUUAGAAAUUAUGGGGCGUGACAUUUGUCAAGAUUACAUUAAGGAGGAGGUUAGAAGAGUAUAUAGCAGUCAAGGAAUAGAUAUUAAUGAAAAACAUAUUGAAAUAUUCGCUCGCCAAAUGUUGUCCAGGGUCGAGGUGAUAGAUAGUGGUGAUAGUGAUUACUUAGUCGGUGACAUAGUUAAUUAUCAACAUCUUCGAAAGAUUAAUCAGUCAUUGGUGACUAAUAAUAAGAAACCUGCCUCUUUUAAAAAUAUUAUUUCAAGCCUUAAGGAUUUAGCUUCUCAACCCGAUUCUUUCUUAGCCGGAAUUUCUUUUCAAAACACUUUAAAAAGUUUAAUUAAUUAUUCCUUGUAUCAGCCAGUAGAUUACUUGAAAGGAAGCAAAGAAAGUUUAAUUGCUGGGCAAUUAGUUCCGGUUGGAAAUGGACUGGCCGAAAGAGAAAAAUAUUUACAUUCAAAGAAAGUGAGGAUUAGGCGAAGUAAAAUUGAGUAG